This is a messenger RNA of Ruditapes philippinarum (Manila clam), 2008 nucleotides long. Its product is annotated as splicing factor Cactin-like. Gene Ontology annotation, molecular function: protein binding. The record is from RefSeq and is a predicted model, not a curated record. Gene Ontology annotation, biological process: mRNA cis splicing, via spliceosome. Gene Ontology annotation, cellular component: spliceosomal complex; cytoplasm. Lineage: Eukaryota; Metazoa; Mollusca; Bivalvia; Venerida; Veneridae.
AUCAGACUCUGAGUCAGAAGAUUAUGAGGACAGGGGCUCAAGAUCAAAGCAAAGGAAGGCGCAUUAUAGGUCAGAUUCAUCACAUGAUUCAAACAGAUCUUCACAUAAAAGGAAAAAAAGGAAUGACCUGUCAGAAAGAGGAAGUUCAUCACCAUCAAGGGAUAGAAAGAGAAAGAAAGAUAAGAAGAAAAAGAAACAAAGGUCAAGGUCACCUUUAGAGAGAAAGAAGAAGCAAUAUGAUAGUGAUAGUGAUUCAUCAGAUACAGAUGAUAGAUACCACAGAAAACAAUCCAAAUCAUCACGAUUAAAUCACGAAGACGAUGAUAAAAUGCAGGAAGAAAUGAGGAGAAGAAAAGAAAUAAUAAAAGCCACAGAGACACCUGAAGAGAAAAGAGCUCGAAGACUUGCCAAAAAGGAAAGUAAAGAGAGGAAAAGACGAGAAAAGAUGGGCUGGGACCAGGAGUAUAUGGGAUAUACUAAUGUAGAUAACCCAUUUGGAGAUGAACAUUUAACAGAAACAUUUGUAUGGUCAAAGAAGAUUUCAAAGGAAGGUAAAGAGGCAUUAGCUCAUGAAGAAAUUCAUCAGAUGACCAAAAAGAAAAUGGAAGAAAAUAGGAUUGAACUUGAGAAAGUCAAGAAAAGAAGACUGGAGAGAGAGAAAGAAAGAGAAGAAAGGGAAAAUGAAAGGGAAAUGUUACAGCGUGAAAAAGAAGCAGAGUAUUAUAGAGAAUGGGAGAAAUCUGAAGAUACUUUUCACUUACAACAAGCUAAGAUGCGUUCAGAGAUACGUAUACAGGAUGGACGUGCCAAACCUAUAGAUUUACUGGCUAAAUAUAUAAGUGCGGAGGAUGAUGAACUGGCUGUAGAGAUGCAUGAACCAUAUACUUACCUUUAUGGGUUAACAAUAUCUGAUCUGGAGGAUUUACUGGAGGAUAUUAAAGUAUACCUUGAAUUAGAACAAGGAAAAAAUACAGAAUACUGGAGGGAUAUUGUCACUGUAACCCAAGAUGAACUCAUUAAACUCAGGAAGUUAGUUAGUUCUGGUGAUUAUCGAGAUCGUAGAGAGGGUGUUAACGAGGCAGUAAACGAUGAGGUAGUAUCCGUAUUUAAAGGGAAAACAACGAAACAACUACAGCUGUUAGAAGACCAGAUGAAAAAAAAACUGGAGGGUGGAGAGGGAGUUGAUGUUGGUUAUUGGGAGUCAUUAUUACAACAACUUAAAGCACACAUGGCUAAAAAGAUUAAAGAGAGGAUAAAGAUUUUAAAAGGAGAAAAAAAGGUACGAGUCCCCUUAUUUCAGUGUAUUGGCAGGGAAGGACCCCCUCUUUGGGGAUUUGAAUGGAACAAGUACAAUCAAACACAUUAUGAUAUUGAUAAUCCACCACCUAAGGUAGUUCAAGGAUACAAGUUUAAUAUAUUUUACCCAGAUCUCAUAGACAAGUCAAAGACUCCAGAAUAUACAAUUACACCUAUCCCAGAGAAUCCUGACUUUGGUAUUUUAAGAUUUCAUGCAGGCCCUCCAUAUGAGGAUAUAGCAUUCAAGAUUGUCAACAAGGAAUGGGAGCAUUCAUAUAAAAGAAGUUUUAGAUGUCAGUUUGCCAAUAAUAUAAUGCAGUUGUGGUUCCACUUUAAAAGAGAGAGAUACAGAAGAUAGCAACAAUAUAUUUUGUUAUUAUUAUUUUCUCAUGCAAAAGAAAUUAGUUAUAGCAUUUAUAAAUGCCAGUCUAAAUGUGUUAAGUGCAGUGGUGACAUUUCAAUUCCCGGCCUCUUAAAUGUAAAAAAAGCACCAAGAAAUAUGUGGACCUAUUUUGUAUAUUUUGUAUUUAUAAAGAUACACAUAAAAAAAGAUUGAAUUGAUGGAAAAUAAUUCAUAAAUAAAAAGAAAAAUUGUAAAUAUGAAUGUUUUGUGUCGUAUUUUUUAAUUUCUAUUUCAGUCGAGUAUGUCUUGUGCUCCUUUUUUGUGAUUAUAUUGUAAUCAACCUCUGUCACACAUCUGUCAUCAUACGAC